AUCAUUUCGAACGUAUUUCGUCAGAAACUUUAUACGUAAAUUCGCGGCCAAGGCGGAGGUAUUUAAAGGAGGUACGCGCUCCGCAGUGGAAUCAGUCGCGUUUUAGUUUCCAUUUGGUACGUAUCUUUUCUACGAUUAUAAAUUUAAGACAUUAAAUUAAUGUUAAUUAAUCAACUAAGUAAUAAAUUAACUAAAGCUUCUUUGGCGACUUUAACUCAUUUUCGAUACUUUUCAAGUUUGAACGCGGCCUUGUUAACACCUAAGAAGUAUUACAUCAGCAUUUCAUCCUUAAAUUACCUUACACGUCGAUACAGUACCGUAGAUAAAAUGGCAGAUAACUCAGGAUACCUCCCAGACCCAAAAGGAUUCUCAACCACCGCAAUUCACGCAGGUCAAGACCCAGACCAAUGGGAUUCAAUGUGUGUAGUACCACCAAUCGUUCUAUCAACUACUUUUAAACAGUUUGGUCCAGCCAAUUUCAAAAAAUAUGAAUAUGGAAGAAGUGGAAAUCCGUCAAGAGAUGUAUUGGAACAAUCCCUCGCUGCAUUAGAAAAAGCAAAACAUGCCGUUUGCUUCGCUUCCGGUUUAGGUUCUUUAACCGCCUUAAUGAGCGUUUUGUCGAAUGGCGAUCAUAUAAUCUGCUGUGAUGAUAUGUACGGUGGCAAUUUCCGUUUGCUUGAUAAGGUCGGACGGAAAUUCGGAAUUGAGUCAACAUGCGUCGAUACAACUAAUCUGGAUAAUAUUAAAAAUGCUAUUAAAGCAAACACAAAGAUGAUCUUCAUAGAAAGUCCCACUAAUCCUCUAUUAAAAAUCACCGACAUUUCUGGAGUAGCUGAAAUUGCCAAAAAUAAUAAAAUACUUUUCGCUAUUGAUAAUACUUUCUUAACGCCAUAUUUACAACGUCCCCUUGAUCUUGGCGCCGAUCUUUCAACUUAUUCUCUUACAAAGUACAUGAACGGACAUUCUGAUGUUAUUAUGGGGGCUAUCGUUACUAAUAACACCGAAUUAGCGCAACAGUUAAGAUUUUUACAAAACGCAAUGGGAAUAAUUCCUGGUCCAUUUGAUUGUUCGAUGGUAACGAGAAGUUUAAAAACUUUAUCUCUACGCAUGCAAAAGCAUCGUUCUAACGCAGUUGCAGUAGCCAACUUUUUAAGCACGCACCCGAAAGUAUUAAAAGUUAUUCAUCCAGCUUUACCGUCGCAUCCACAACAUGAAUUGGCUAAAAGACAAACUUCUGGUCAUUCAGGCGUCUUCAGUUUUUAUAUUGACGGCGAUUUAAAAGCUUCUGAAACUUUCCUUAAAAGUAUUAAGGUAUUUACGCUUGCUGAAAGUUUGGGUGGAUAUGAAAGCUUGGCGGAAUUACCGGCGAUUAUGACGCAUGCUUCAAUUCCUGCUGACGUACGUAAAGAAUUGGGAAUUACCGAUAAUUUUAUUAGGAUAUCAGUGGGUUUGGAGGAUCCUGAAGAUCUGAUUGGAGAUUUAAAGAAUGCUUUAGAAGCUAUUUAAUUUGUAUUUAUGAUUUAUUUUUUUACAUUUUAAUUAUUUCUUUCUGGUAUAAAGCGAUCGAGAUUAAUUUCU
Onthophagus taurus is the source of this 1578-nucleotide messenger RNA. RefSeq names its product Cystathionine gamma-lyase (gene Cth). NCBI's taxonomy places the organism in Eukaryota, Metazoa, Arthropoda, Insecta, Coleoptera, Scarabaeidae. The record is from RefSeq and is a predicted model, not a curated record. Gene Ontology annotation, biological process: transsulfuration. Gene Ontology annotation, cellular component: cytoplasm. Gene Ontology annotation, molecular function: pyridoxal phosphate binding; cystathionine gamma-lyase activity.